Molecule: messenger RNA, 4015 nt
Organism: Cinara cedri
Lineage: Eukaryota; Metazoa; Arthropoda; Insecta; Hemiptera; Aphididae
Source: the annotation of a GenBank genome assembly
UUAUUUUUUUAAUUUUCCUUUUUACAAACGCUUAGAUAAUUUUCGAAAUCAUCGGUAUCGUUUUUAUUAUACAUUUUACUCGUACCGAAUUCCGACUUAUUCCCGAAAAUAUUAAGGUCAACAAUGAAGGUCGGGACUUUGAUGUGCAUAGCUGUCGUGUUCAUCGGCGUAUCAAUGUUACAGGUAAUUCGAUUUUUAUUUACGUAGAAUAUUAAUCAUUAUCAUAAAACGUAUGUUUCGUUUGUAAUAAAUAUAUACAUAUAUUUUUUUUUUGUGUUUUCGAUUCGUAGUAUGUGAAUGGCGGUAAAAAAGUGACAGACAAGAAACUUGAAAAUUGGAUCGAAAAAAAGGAUAAAGAUAACUACGAGAAGAAAACUUCACCGUAUGAACUCGAUGAUUUAAAAUCUGAACCUGAGAUACCGAAACACGGAAAAGAAUUAUUAGAUAUGUUAGAAGUCAUACAAUAUAUCAUCACCGAUGUAUUUAAUAAUAAAGAGUUCCGCAAGUUUAUGAUAAAACGGUUCUUGCACAAUUAUGUCCCGCAUGGUACGUUUUGAAUCCAACGGUUUUGUUGAUAAAUCAUAUCACGUUAAUGUAUAUAUAAAGAACAUUAUAGUAUUGGUCAUGGAAAAAAAUGUUAAAAAGAUUGUUCGACCAAAUAAAAAUAUACUUACGAAAAAAUAUCCAAUUUUCCCAAGACCAUUUGUCCUUCUGUUCAUAUUUUUAUUUAACUUUUUUUCUGUUCAUAUUUUCGAAUUUACUAUUAUCAGCUAGACUCAUAUAUUAUAUAAUCGUAGUGUUGACCAUCAGAAUUUUUAAAAUUUGUAUAGGUAAUAUGUGUAAAUUAAAAUACACGUAGGUAAUGUUUUUUUUUAAAAAUAUAGACGUGGAUUUGAUAGUAAACAAAAUGAGAAAUAAUGGAUUGAGAUGACUUAAAUAUACUAUUAGUAGAGAGAAAUUAGAAGCAGUAAAAAUGUUAACAAAAAUACAGAUGCGAUUGAGAAUCAUAUGAGGAUUGAGGGUGUAUAGUGUAUAUAUAGAUGAUGUGGAGGAUCGGGUCAAGUUGGAGUUUAGGACCAGGAAGGCCGACCCCUAAUAUUUGGAUGAAGGCGAAGGAUAAGAAAACAGACCUAGGUAUGUAUUUUAAAUAAAAUAUAUUGUACGUUUGUUGAAAAUAUCUUCAAUUAAAAUCAAAUUGAUCGAAUAUACGAAGUGUGUAAAUAAAGAAAUGGGUUGGAGGUUAGCUAACAUCUUUGUGCACUUUCAGUAUGAGUUUGAACUCUCUAGAUUAGUGUGUUAGUUUUUAGAUUGUUUUCGUAAGCUGGUAUUUUCUUGAGCAUUCUGAAAUUGAGUGACAAUAAAUUCGGAAUUAUUUAUUACUAUAUACAGGUAGUUGAUUAACUCGGCGUUGUCCGUGCUAAUUUAAUUUUCUCUUUCUUUUUGACUAUUUAAAAGUAGCGUUUAAAAAAAUAUCCUUUUAAAACCCGAAAUCAAUAAAAGAAAUUCAAUUUGACGAGUCUCCCCGUUUCUAAAAGCCACUUCCCAUUAUCAUAUGAGUAUGUGCAACUGUUAGCUGCAGUUAAUCGUGGUUACCUAAUAAAAAACGUAGUAAUAAAAACAGUAGAUGUAUAUCUUUAUUAAAUUAGUGACUCUUCUCAAAUACUUGCUUUACUAGUUGUAUUUGAUCUAUUGUUGAUUUUCCUAACAUAAAACCAGCUUGGUAUUCUCCAACUACUUCUUUAAUAUAUGGGUUAAGUCUGGUCAGUAGUAAAUUAAACAAUAAUUUAUAUGUUAUAUUGAGUAGCGAGAUCCCUUUAUAAUUUUUACACUCCAUGAUGGCUCCCUUUUUAAAUAAAGGAUUUAGAAUGGUUAUACGCCAUGCUUUGGGUAUUUUAUUUUGUUUUCAGAUUUUGUUCAGGUGGUUCAGCAGAACUUGGCUUCCCCUUAUUAGGCAUUCAUAUAUUAUUUCAUCAUCUCCCGGUGCUUUUCCAUUUUUUAGCGUAUCUAGUUCGUAUCUAUCUUUACCACUGUAAAAUACUGCCUUUCCUUGAGAUUUCAAGUUUCCUGAACAUGUCCAUCUCACUUCUUUAGCUACGGUAAUAUUCAUCCCAUAUCGCUCAAGACACGAUAGGGAUAUUGUCAAAGCAUUGUUCAAAGCCCUAUACAAAGAUUUCACGUUCUAGGUUCCGAUACUUAAGUCCAUUCAAUUUUUGAUCCGAAGCUUAGAUUGUUGUUGUUCCUUGACAACUGAUUUUUUUUUGAGGUAGGGUUGUCAGCCCUACGCUCAACCCCCAACCUGGAUGGCCAGUCCAUACUAACUAGUUAAAGUUAGUGUGGGGCUAUUGCAACACACCUUGUUAUGUGUUGGGUGAUAGGCACGCUAUUUUCCUUACACCUAAAUUAUAUUAUGUAACGAUAAUGAUAUUAUGUUUGAUGAAAUGUCAAAUUAAAGAGGUGGUCCGAAAUUAUAAGGAACUUUUAUAAAAUUUACCAAAUUUUCAAUUAUCAAUCGUUACAUUUAUAGAAAUCUGUUUUAGAAUUAUUAUUAUUAUUAUUUUUUUUUUUGGGGUAACUAUUGGUUUUGUUAAUGGGCCUCUACACCAAUCAUUUGUUUUCUCUAUCUAUCUAGUGCCGUACUAUAGCUACAAAGAGGCAUUCCGCACUUUUUCGAUUGUUGACUCUAUGGUUUGUUUAGGGGGUUAAGUGACCUAUUAUAAUUUAUAUAAAGAAGAAUAUAUCUCUUAACCAAAUGAUUUUCUUAAUAUAUUCGUUUUAUCGAAAUAUGUACCUGUAAUUUGAUUUAAUUUCUUUUAAUUUAAUUUAUUAACAACAUAUUAAUAAAUACAAAUAUUAAAAUAAAAUUAUUCAAUAAAGGAACAUUGAAUGCUCUUUCUCUUAAAAUCUAUUUAAGAUGCUUUUGCUUUAGACUCAACCAGAAUAUGUUAUAUUAUUAAAUUAUAGUUAAUUACCAAUAUUCUUAUACAUUUAAUUCCAUAUGAUAUUAUUAAACAAAAUAUUUUAGUAAACUAAUAAUUACUUGAUAUUAUUUUUUUUCACAGCUACUGACUUUUUGAAAAGAAUAAAUAAAUUGAAAAUGGAAAUGGAUCCGAAAUCGGCCAAAAUAGAUGAACAACGGGAUGAAAAAAUGAAGAAUAGUUUAUAAUUUAUUCUCACCAUAAAAAUUUAAGUUUUAAUAACAUUUUUUGACAUACACACAAAAAAAACCUGUUACAUAAAAAUGUAUGUAUACAAAUUAUGUUUAAAAAUAUCUUACGCGUACAAACAAACAUUAUUUUAUAAUAAUCUUCUAUGAAAUAAUUGUAAAGUUAUUAUUUCGUUUUCUGAAAAUUACAUAAUUUUUACAUUUAAAGCAUAAUAUAUUAUUAUUACCGUUACAGAAGAUAUACAUAUGUAUAGAUUUUUGCUUUUUAAAGAUUUAAUAUAUAUGUGAGUUGAAUUUAGUUUAACAUUUGAAAAUCCAUCACCAUAAUCCCCUUAUCAAUGUAGAUUAGUCUUCUUCUUCUUUUCUUUUGCAUCCAUUUAAACUAAUGGGAGUAGGCCACUGUCAUUCUAAACUUCCACUUGACUCCCAUCUCACAUACAUCAUCUGCUCUCAUAUAACUGUCAAUUACAUCCAACUACCUCUUUUUUAGUCUUCUCUUCACCUCUUUUCGCCUACUUUUAUUUGCAUUAACCAUUCUUACUGCUUUCUUAUCCUUGUGCCAUCCUCAAACCAUCUCAUUCUAUGUUCUCUCAUUUUUCUAUUAUCAAAGUUACGCCUAAGGCAGCAUAGCAACCUAACCAUGGUUUGGUUUGAUUUCAAGUCUUCAAUGUUGUGACUACUUCUAUUCUAUUAUAAAUGGGAUUAAAUUUAUGAGUAUAAUAAAAAGUCAUAAACACGGUUUGUGAUUUUAUGCAUUUGCAUAAUUGAAUUUAAAGGUUCUAAGUUAUACAUAUGUUUCAGAUAAUCCUGAAAUUUAAAUACUCAACAAAUGUUUUCACAUUUCAAAGUUUU